Molecule: messenger RNA, 933 nt
Organism: Ceratina calcarata
Lineage: Eukaryota; Metazoa; Arthropoda; Insecta; Hymenoptera; Apidae
Exons: 5
Biological process (GO): detection of chemical stimulus involved in sensory perception of smell; sensory perception of smell
Cellular component (GO): plasma membrane
Molecular function (GO): odorant binding; olfactory receptor activity
Source: RefSeq, a predicted model, not a curated record
UUAUACGAUGAUGGACAUGAACAAAAAUGUUCAAUCGCCAAUUUCUCCAUUUCCGCGAACACUAUUGCUGCGCGAGUUUCAAAGUAUAAGCGAGCCGGAGGUGAUCCUUAAAAUCGUCGGCCGCGGGAAACUCGAAUGAAAUUUAACAUAAUUCGUGUCAAAUAUGAAUUUUGAAAAAUUCGUGACACAAUAUUUUAACGUGACCAGAGGGUAUGGGAGAAUUGCCGGUACGUGGCCGUUCCUAACGAAAUCACACAAGUUCAUUUCUAGCGCUUACAUACAUUUUCUCGUAAUAUCGGCGCUGGUCACGCAGACCGGUCAAAUCGUAGUGUACUUCAGCAUCGGCACUAUAGUGGAACAGAUACCGUUCCUAAUGGUAGCGGUCGCAUCGUACGUGAAGUUCAUUAAUUAUAUAAUUAACACCGAUAAGUUUAAGGAAUUAUUUAUCAAUAUGGUAAAAGAUUGGCAAGAUGAGAAAACCGAGGAAGAGGACAACAUUAUGAAGGAGUACGCGGACAGGGGAGCGUUUUACACGUAUGUAUAUACAACGAACAUAUAUUUUUGUUCGGUCGUGUUUUUUUGCCUUCCCCUCAUACCGCGCGUGUUGGACGUAUUCGCACCCCUAAACGAGUCACGGCCAAGAGUCGAGCUGUAUCCGGGCUAUUAUUUUAUCGAAAAUAACGAUGAUUAUUACUAUUUCAUCAUGUUGUACACUAUGAUAUGCAUGCUGAGUACGAUGUGCGUUUUCAUCGCAACCGACACGAUUCUGCUCUACAUGGUGCAACACGUUUGCGGCCUUCUUUCCCUUGCUGGACAUCGUUUCAAGUAUUCCAUGGGCACCGGUUAUUCACUGACAAACUCAGAGAAAAUCAACAAAGAGUUGGUGUACAAGAAAGUAUGUUACGCUAUUAAAACUCACAAACGAGCUCUCAC